UAUAAAAACAAAACGAUAUUCGCAAUUAAGAUCGAUAUUUUUAAUUUCUCACUUAUCUCUAAUGUCAUUAGUUAUGUAACUGACAAGUAAUUUUUGCAUAUAGGCUAAUUGCACAGAAUUAAUGUAUAACGUGUCAAGUUUUCUUUUAUCUAGUUUUACACAUGAAGAAAAGCUACCGUAAUUCUCUUUCAACAUUCUAAUUUAAAAUAAGUUAUACAGAGGUGGACAUAAAAAUGUAAGUAUCAUAAUUCUUGAAUUUGAAUAGUGUAAUGUAUGAUAUAACCAAUGAAAUAAUAUAACAAAUAGAACAUUAGAUACACCUAAAGAGAUAUUACAGAUUGGUGUUAAACCAUUUGGAGUUAAACAUUGUGAUAUGCAGAAUGUUAACUUGAAUAAAUGUUCGACUAAUGUGGAAAACAAAGUUUCUCAUGACCCUGCGGGAUACAUAGUCAAUCAUGAAACUUUACAACAAGUAACAAAAUUGACUGAAGUUGUAGCAAAUUUAAAAGAUGCUGUGCAAAUUAAAGAAGUACAAUUAGAAAAUACUCAUCGAGAGAAAAGUAGAUUACUAGCAGAACUGAAAAAACAACAAAGAUGCAACAGAAAUCUUAAACAACAGUUAGAUGGCGAGAGAUUUUUCUAUCAAAGAGAGAAAGAUCAUUUCAUCGAAGAAAUGCAACGAUACAGAAGCAGAUAUACCGGCAACAUGUCGAAGUUUCAGCAACAACGGCAUAAGGAGAUCGAACAAGCACUAGAUACUUUAGAAAGAGAAAACAAACAGCUCAGAGCAGAAUUAUCAGACAAAAACGAAGUUACGUAUAAUCUAUGUAUAAAGUUUCUUCGUAUGAAGCAUGCUAAAGAUACAUUGAGAUAUAAGUUGGAUCAGUUGUUGCACGAGCAUUUGUUAGUAAUGGCGGAAAUGAUGGAGAAGCUGGACGAGACGAGAAAGGAACUUAAUUUCAUUGUGUCCGAAAAAUUUCAAGAACCAUUGCCUCUUAGUAAAGCUAAAUUUUUACAAGUUGUACAAAGGAAUAAUAGAUUGAUGUAUGAAAAUGCAACGUUAAAAGUACAAAUACAUCAACUUACGCAGAAUAUCGAGAAAUUGAAAAGCCAAAAGCCAAAAAAGAUUAAUGUAGACGCUAAGAUCAUUGAGAAAUUAGCAACGCAAAGUAAUACAAGAUCAACUUUAGAUAAAGUAGAAAAAAUCGCUUUGCUUUCUAAAUUGUCUCAAUUUAUUGAACAACCUGAAGCUGUGGAAAUGGACUCGCGAGUGCAUUCUGAGAAUGCAAAUGAUCGCACAUUUAAUAAUGCAAAAGAUGUCGGAAGCGAUUGUAAAGAAUUUCACACAGAAUGCGCUCGAAGCGCACCUGAGAUUGUGGAAACGUCCGUUAUUUCUCGAAUAGACUAGACUAUCUCUAUAGAUGAAUUCUAGAAUAAAUGAUUUUUCGAAAUACACAACAUGUAUACGUGUAUAAAUAUAUUUAUGAUUUUAUUUUAUGAUUUUAAUAAUUUAUUUAUUUUAAUAAUUUUGAUUUAUUUAAUUUUAAUUUAUUUAUUAAUUUUAUGAUUUAAAUAUACUUAUGAUUUUAUACUUAUGAUUUUAAUCUGUUAAAAUAAUGCGAGGAAUACAGAACAAUAAAGAAAUCGUUUUUAUUUG
This is a messenger RNA of Pogonomyrmex barbatus (red harvester ant), 1657 nucleotides long. RefSeq lists its product as uncharacterized. NCBI's taxonomy places the organism in Eukaryota, Metazoa, Arthropoda, Insecta, Hymenoptera, Formicidae. The record is from RefSeq and is a predicted model, not a curated record.